CUUGUUUCUUAAUCUUAUAUGCUUAUCAUAUUAGUUUCCUAAUAGUUUAUUCCUUUACAAUGGGCAUUCCUGAUCUAUAUAUUCAACCCUCUACCACCAUUCAAAACCUCCUCUUCCUUAUCUUUCUUCCUACCAUAAAAAUUUGGUCUCUCUAUCUCUAUCUCUCUCUGUUCCACUGGUUCUGAAAACCUGUGUGUUCUUAAAGCUUUGAUUGUUGUGUUUUCUCACAUACCAAUAAAGCUCUCUUAGUUUGGUCCUAGCUUCUCUAAUGCUUAAUAUAUACAUAUCCAGCUCUUCAUGUUUGAGCUAGAUUGAUGUCUCCUGUACUCAGUGAAGUUCUCCUCUCUGGGUUUAUGAUAAACUCCGCACUCAGACGCAGGACCCAUUUAGUUCAAUCCUUCUCCGUUGUCUUCCUCUACUGGUUCUACGUUUUUUCAUGAACAACUGACCUCAAAACCAAAACCUUAAUAUAUAAACUAGCUUUGCAUCACAUUUUCUAGACUACUACCCUAGCCUAUUUCUUAUUUAAGUUGUUUUUACCUUUUUAAACAUAAUAAGCAUCUGCAUGGCUACUUCUAGUGGGAACUCAUCUGGCUCCAGCGCGCUUCAGAUUAUGAACUCCGGCUCCGAUCAAGAGGGUCUUCAUCAGGUCAUGGACCAGAGGAAGCGGAAGAGAAUGGUGUCUAAUAGGGAAUCGGCGCGCCGGUCUCGGAUGCGAAAGCAGGAGCACCUGACUGAUCUGACGGCCCAAGUUGGUCUGUUAAUGAAAGAGAACAACCAAAUCCUUACAAGCAUCAAUGUCACAAACCAGCUCUACCUGAACCUUGAGGCUGAGAACUGUGUGCUCAGAGCCCAGAUGGCUGAGCUCAGCAACAGGUUGCAGAGUCUGAAUGAUAUUCUGGACUAUAUUGACUCGAGUAAAUGGCUUUUGGAGAAUGAAGAAGAAGACUUGAGUGCUCAGUUUGGUGGUGAUGGGUUUCUUAAUCCAUGGAGUAAUCUCUGCUUCAAUCAACCAGUUGACAUGUUCAUGUGCUAAACUUAAUUGGGUUCAUUUGUUUGGUUGAUAAUGUUUUUUUCUUUUCUUUUUUUUUGAGUUAAAUUAUUGAAAGGUGUAACUCAGAACACUAUGGCAUGUGUAAAUUUGUUGCUAUUAUAUGAGCCAAGGGUUUUGGAUUUGUAAUCAAUCUUUUAUGGGCUUGUUGCAAUCAAUGGGGAAUAAAGAAGUGGAAACACUUUUCGAAAA
Molecule: messenger RNA, 1243 nt
Organism: Rosa chinensis
Lineage: Eukaryota; Viridiplantae; Streptophyta; Magnoliopsida; Rosales; Rosaceae
Product: bZIP transcription factor 44
Exons: 1
Coding region: 566-1036 (156 amino acids)
Biological process (GO): positive regulation of DNA-templated transcription
Cellular component (GO): nucleus
Molecular function (GO): DNA-binding transcription factor activity; transcription cis-regulatory region binding
Source: RefSeq, a predicted model, not a curated record